AUAAAAGGGGAAUGUUAAGAACAUAACCUGUGAAUUGCUGUAUCUUGUUUGAGCAGAAGAUCAUGACUAAUACCAAACUAGCGUUUUGAAACAUUCAGCGCUCUCCAUAUAUUUUGAAUCAAUCACUUGUUUUGUUCGUCCUGUUUCUAGAUAACGUUAGCUAAUGUUGGCGAUCUGAAGUUUAAAUUGAGACUUAAUAAAGCCCCCGUUGGCCAGUGCUUGAAUGGCCUCAGAUGGGAAAAUGGAGCUGGAUAUGCUCAAACUGGACCAGGCUGUGGUGGGAGAAAGUGUUGUUGCCCCUGUGAAAGAGUCAAAGCCAGUCAUAAACCAACAACCAUAUCAACAUGACAGCCUCCAGUGUUUUCAGUGCUUCAUCACUUUCUGCAACUCGAAGGCCAAGGAGAGACACAUGAGGAAGAGUCACAGAGAGGAGUACAAACAGCAGCUCCAGCAGACGGACACUCUCUUCACCUGCUACGUGUGUGAUCGCACCUUCCCUUCCUCAGAGGAGCUGACGCAGCACCAAGCCACCCACAGCACAGAGGACAAGCCCUUUCGCUGUCCACACUGUCAGGGUAGCUUUGCCACCUUUUCGGAGCUUACAGAUCACCGCCGCAACCUGUGCUCUGAGCGUCAUUGCGUUUGCAAGGACUGUGGUAUGCUGUUCCGCGGCCCAGCUAAACUACGCACGCAUCGCCUGACUCAACACCCGGCCCCGGACGCACCUCCACCUGACGACGGCUUCACCCACCGCUGCCCCAAGUGCCAGCAAGGCUUCGAGACAGAGGCCGAGCUUUUGCAGCACCAGGAGCUACACGCAGGCGACGAGUACUGCAACGGCAAGGCCCCACCGCGCAAGCGUGGCAGACCCGCAAAGCUGCAGACGACGACUCCUGAGGCAGAAAACGGAGAGAAGAUGGAGGUGGAGGAGGCAACAGCAUCAGUACCGACAACGGAAGCUGGAGAGAAUUCAGAAGAGGCAAAGACUGCCAAACGUCGUGGGCGUCCUCCGAAGCAGCAGCAGCCAAAGCAGGAGUCAAAGAUCCCCUGCCCCGUGGGAGAGUGCAAGACGGUGUGCACCAGUCUGGCGCAACUCCGCGUCCACAAGAAGGAAGCCCACCCGCCACCGCCCCCGCCACGGAAGGCCCACGCCUGCACCGAGUGCGAGGAGAGCUAUGGCCGGGCAGAGCAACUGCAAGCGCACAUGAAACGCGCCCAUGGGUCCAACCGGCACACCUGCCCCACCUGCGGCAAAAGUUUCGGUCGCGAGAGCAACCUGAAGGCUCAUCAGAAGAGCCACAGUGAGGGCGAAGGGGCAGACGAAGACAAAGGGUAGAUGGCAAGUCAGAAAUGGACAAUGGUCGGGGUUUAUGGGUAUUACUAUAGAGGGAAAUGGGAGUGGAUGUAGGGAUUGAAUAGAAGAGGACUGGACUCAGACUGGAGGAAAUAAGAGAGUUGUCGUUAACCCCGACUUGGAGCAGAAGUCUGAAUAGGUUCUCGAAGUCUGAAUAGGUUCUAGAAGUCAUUUUAAACUUGUUUUAAUGAUGUCUAAUAAUUGAGUUAUUGUAAAUAUAAGCAUCAUAUACAACAUUUGUACAUACAAAUAUCAAUUGUUGUUGAAAUGAAAUCACAGCCUUCAUUAUUUUGCUACUUUAUUUUGUAUAUACUAAGUCCAUUUUGCUGAUUUAGUGUGGUUUGGUAUGUGUCAAAUAUAGUUAUUAGAAGUUUGGUUUGCCUUUAAAUGGGAGUUGAACAGGAGGUUUUUUGUGGUGCUUCAGAUUAUGCAUGGGGUGUGUUCAGAGCUCAUCUGAGUUUCCCUUCAUAAUAGUAUGUCUAUGUAGAGGAAUGAACAUUUUCAAACUGAGGUCACUUAUAGUUUUUGUUUUUUACAUUCUAAAUGGAAAACAGGUGGUUUGGCUUUCGGAUAACACAUCAUGACACAUCGUGUGGAUAAAUGUCAAUUUCUGUCCAGAAACUCAUGUACUGAAAUUAAAAUUCGUAUCUCAACUUCA
Messenger RNA from Alosa sapidissima (American shad), 2012 nucleotides. RefSeq names its product zinc finger protein 567-like. NCBI's taxonomy places the organism in Eukaryota, Metazoa, Chordata, Actinopteri, Clupeiformes, Clupeidae. The transcript has 5 exons. Gene Ontology annotation, molecular function: DNA-binding transcription factor activity, RNA polymerase II-specific; RNA polymerase II cis-regulatory region sequence-specific DNA binding. The record is from RefSeq and is a predicted model, not a curated record. The coding region runs from base 224 to 1336 and encodes 370 amino acids.